UUUCUUUUUCUUAUAUCGCCUUGAGUCAAAGUGUAUGUACAAAUUCGCAUUGAUCUUAAAUCAAAAGAGUUUGUUAGUUUAAAUAUAUUUGAAUUAAUUAUAACAAAAGCAAAGUGUUAUUAUCCACAAUGACUGAUGUUUUAGUGCAACAACCAAAUGAAAUCGGCAAUGAUGAUAAUUUGGCUGUAAAUGUUAAUCAAGUAACUGUUGACGCCAAUGGCGAUGAAGUAAAAAAACAAAAAAAGCCAAAGCCUAAUAACAAAAAGCUGCGCCAAGCUGAAGCCGCUGCUAAAAAAGCGUUGGAAGGUACAACUGAUGAGGUUACCGAAAUGAAAAAUAUGGUUACUGUUGAAGCUGUUCCGGCAGCCGAUGGCGAAAAGAAGGCAAAUAAAAAGAAGAACAAAAAUAAAAAUAAGUCUAAUGCUGCAGGAAAAGCCAAAACAUUAGCUGCACCAACAAUUCCUAUAUCAGCUCAAUUUCCUGAUGGUAAUUAUCCUGAAGGAGAAGUUGUGCAGUAUCAUAAGCCAAAGGAUUUUCCUGAUAAUCGUACAGCUAUUGAUCGCAUGUCGAGUGAGGAAAAGCGUGCUUUGGAUCGUUUGCAUACAGAUAUAUAUAUGGAAUUGCGUCAAGCAGCUGAAGCGCAUCGACAAACACGUCAAUAUAUGCAGAAGUUUAUAAAGCCCGGCAUGACAAUGAUUGAAAUAUGUGAAGAACUUGAAAAUACUGCACGUCGUUUAAUUAAUGAAAAUGGUUUGGAAGCUGGUUUAGCUUUUCCCACUGGUUGUUCACUGAAUCAUUGCGCUGCACAUUACACACCUAAUGCUGGCGACACCACUGUCCUUGAUUAUGAUGAUGUUUGUAAAAUUGAUUUCGGUACACAUAUUAAAGGACGUAUAAUUGAUUGUGCCUUUACCUUAACUUUCAAUAACAAGUAUGAUAAAUUAUUGGAAGCAGUAAGAGAGGCCACUAAUACUGGUAUUAAAGAAGCUGGUAUAGAUGUUCGUCUAUGUGAUAUUGGUGCUGCUAUCCAAGAAGUUAUGGAAUCCUAUGAACUGGAAUUAGAUGGAAAGACGUAUCCAAUCAAAUCUAUACGUAACUUGAAUGGACACUCCAUAAGUCCAUAUCGCAUACACUCAGGAAAAACUGUGCCAAUUGUAAAAGGUGGUGAAUCUACUCGAAUGGAGGAGAACGAGUUUUAUGCAAUUGAGACUUUCGGUUCUACUGGACGUGGUCUGGUACAUGAUGAUAUGGAUUGUUCACAUUAUAUGAAGAAUUUUGAUGCACCAUAUGUGCCACUGCGUUUACAAUCUUCCAAACAACUGUUAGGAACUAUAAAUAAGCAUUUCGGAACUUUGGCAUUCUGUAAACGUUGGUUGGAUCGUGCCGGUGCUACAAAAUAUCAAAUGGCUUUAAAAGAUUUGUGCGACAAAAACAUUGUUACAGCUUAUCCACCAUUGUGCGAUAUAAAGGGCUGUUACACUGCACAAUACGAGCAUACAAUUAUGUUACGUCCCACCUGUAAAGAAGUCGUUUCCAGGGGUGACGAUUAUUAAGUUUGGUAACAAAUUAAAAAUUCAAUAAUGAAAAAAA
This is a messenger RNA of Teleopsis dalmanni, 1590 nucleotides long. It is a transcript of the gene und, whose product is annotated as methionine aminopeptidase 2B. Gene Ontology annotation, molecular function: metalloaminopeptidase activity. Bases 129 to 1553 code for a protein of 474 amino acids. The transcript is spliced from 3 exons. Lineage: Eukaryota; Metazoa; Arthropoda; Insecta; Diptera; Diopsidae. Gene Ontology annotation, biological process: proteolysis. The record is from RefSeq and is a predicted model, not a curated record.